AACAGUUUUCUGACAGUUACUGUAGGAUUAGAUGCUGCAUCACCAGCACCACAACAAGACCUACAGCUUCACUUCAAUGGAUGCCUCCUCACCCUGACCUGAAAGCCUCUGCUUGAAUUUUCAGUUUUCUUACCACUGUCAGUGUAGGCUUACAUACCUCCAGAUUUAAAAAAAAAAAAAAAAAUACCACAAAAAUUGCUGCUGUGUUUUGACCUUUUAGUAUAAAACUGACACAAAAACAAUGACAGAAGGGAACAAUAUGCAGGAGGAUGCAGCGGGCAAGGAUGAGAUGCCCGCCGACGUGCCAGCAGAGGAGAAGCGGUCGGAGGAGGAGGAGGAGAAGAGGGAGAACGGGGACAGCAAAGUGAGCGUCCCGGAGCAAGCUGCAGGAGCGGAGGAGGCCGAGUUUGUGCACCCGGAGGGCGGCUGGGGGUGGGUUGUCAUGCUGGCUGCCAUGUGGUGUAACGGCUCGGUGUUCGGGAUCCAGAACGCCUUCGGUAUACUCUUCCUCUCCCUCCUCCGGGAGUUUGGCUCCGAGGACGAUGAAGACCUCCGCUUCAAGACAGCGUGGGUGGGCUCCCUCUCCAUGGGGAUGAUCUUCUUCUGCUCUCCCAUCGUCAGCGUCUUCACCGACAUCCUCGGCUGCAGAGUUACUGCGGUUGGCGGUGCUGCUGUCGGCCUGGUUGGCCUCCUGGCCAGCUCCUUUGUGACGUCCCUGGGCCCCAUGUACUUCACCUAUGGCAUCGUGUUUGCCUGCGGCUGCUCUUUCGCCUACCAGCCCAGCCUGGUGAUCUUGGGUCAUUACUUCAAGACACGCCUGGGCCUGGUGAACGGCAUCGUGACAGCCGGCAGCAGCAUCUUCACCGUCACCCUGCCCUUCAUGCUGUCAGGCCUGCUGGAGAAAGUGGGCCUCCAGAACACCAUGCGCCUCCUCUGCAUCCUCAUGUUUGUGCUGAUGUUGGCAGGCUUCACCUACAGGCCCCUGCUGCCAGUCAAACCUGGUAACACCCGCACAGGCAGCCAGGUCCCACCCAUGAGCCAGAUCUUCAACCUCAACAUCUGGAGGUCUUUGGGAUAUCGCAUAUGGGCAUUCGGCAUCCCAGCAGCUCUUUAUGGCUACUUCGUGCCUUACGUUCACCUGAUGAAACAUGUGGAGGAGCGUUUUGGAAAAGACGCCAAUAAAGAGGUUCUGCUCAUGUGUAUUGGCAUCACAUCCGGUGUGGGCCGUCUCAUCUUUGGCAGGGUGGCGGACUACGUUCAGGGAGUCAACAAAGUCUACCUGCAGGUGACUUCCUUCCUCGUCAUUGGCCUGAUGUCCAUGAUGAUCCCUCUGUGCCACAUCUUUGGGGGGCUGAUCGCUGUGUGCCUGCUGAUGGGGCUGUUUGACGGCUGCUUCAUCUGCAUCAUGGCCCCCAUCGCCUUUGAGCUGGUCGGCGCCAAAGAUGUGUCCCAGGCCAUCGGCUUCCUGUUGGGCCUGAUGUCAGUGCCCAUGACUGUGGGGCCUCCCAUCGCAGGUUUCCUGAGGGACAGACUGGGCAGCUACGACGUAGCCUUCUACCUGGCAGGUAUACCCCCGAUUGUCGGAGGAGCCGUGCUGUGUCUGAUUCCCUGGGUGGAGGCCAGGCGCAAGAGGAGAGAGAAAGAAGAGGCCCUCAGCAAGGAACAGGACGUCACCCAGAAGAUGAUAGAGCUUGAGAAGUCUCCGGUAGACGCACCGUGCAAAACUGGAGAGUCUGUCCUCUAAGUGCCCCGCUGAACAAACUGACACACGGGGUCAGACUGAGACUGCUGACCAGCAGCAUGGAGAUACAGUAUGUGUGUGAAUAGCCAAGAUUGUAAUGACUGCCUUCAGUAAAAGAAUGUCGGAAAAUGCCAAAGUGAUGAAACAUAUCAGAUACAGUGACAGGCUGAAGUACAGUUUAAGAUGAAUGUGAUCCUGAAGAACUAUGCAUUAGAUUGUUGAAAUUAGACUGAACUAAUCUUACAGCACAGCAGGCAAACUUGAAGUUUAAAAUGAAAAUGUACAUUUCAUAUUUGUCACAAGGGAAAGAAGACAUGCUGUACUUAAUAUGGAUACAGUGUGAAAGCUGCACAUUCACAAUCUUUAGCUUGUGUCACUUCCAAAGAUGGACAAACAUUAUUAUUUACAAUCAGUUUUCAACACUACCAUAUAUUUUAGAUUUAGACAAAGAACACAUAUUGGAUUAUACAGGAAAUGAAAACAGUUGUGUGGGAACAUAACCUGAUUUAGCCUACAUCAACAUCUUUGUUUUGCGUCAGUGCAAAGCAAACUGGUCUGCUAAAGAUCUCUAUGGAAACCUGCCAUCUUUAUCGUUGUCCCCAGUUUGCCCUCAGACAGGAUUCUUCUGUUAAAACAGUCUUAAAACAUGGCAAAAAUGUAAACCUGGGGAUAUCUGUUGAUAGUGUUUUAAAGGGACAUAUAGUAUCACUUCAGAGAAGUGCUCUGAGUUCAGGAGGUCAUUAUAAAUAUUCGUUAUGAACCUCUGGGAUCAUCUGAUCUGUAAAGGUGCUCAGACACUUCAAAGGAAGAAGCUUUAAGCACAAUGACGACAUCAUCUCAAGACCAGCAGCUCUGUCCCCAGGAUGCAUCCAGGAAAUCUUAUCUUUUUACAGCGGACUGCACUCAAGGCUGGAUUACCAACUGGGCCCUGAGGACCCAGGUUCACCAUGUCGCAAUCAGCUUGUGGUAAUUAAUUGCGUAUUUGUUUGGUAUAACUGUGUACACCACUAACGCACAAUAUAAACUGAAAGUGUAGGGACCUUUAAAGGACACCUGCAUUAUUACAUAAUCUUGAGGUCCUGUCAUGGAGAGGGGCCCUCAGUUAAAUUUCUAAAUAUAAGGUCUUUAUUAUUUCAGUUUACAUUGAGCUUACAUGGUGUAUAUUCUUAAGUAAAACUGUGGUUAAUCAAAUCACCACAAACUUAUUAUUAAUUAUUACUAAUAUAUGCAAAAUUCACAUAGUAGGAGAGAUGAUCAGUAGAGGUUUAGUCUAGCCCUGACCGUACUGUGACUGAUUCAUGCUUUGAAGCCUUGUCAGUGUUUCAUAUUAAUAUCAUUAAAGGAAUAGUUCAACAUUUUUGGAAAAAAGCUUAGUCACUUAAAUGAGAAGACACUCUCACAUCUGUCCGUUAAAUACAAGGCUACAGCUAGCAGCUGGUUAAUUUAGCUUAGCAUAAAGGCUGGAAACACCUAUCCGAAGAUAACAAAAUUGCACUACCAGCACCUCUGAAGCUUGUUAACCAACGCUUUGUAUCUCGUUUAAAAAAGAAAAAACAAAGACACUUUGGGGAGGGGGUGGGGGGGUUUGUGGCUACCAAUUUCUUGGCCAGGUGUAAUAUCUUCCUGGAGUUUUGUGAGCGUAUUUCCCAAAAUGUUAAACUAUUCCUUUAACACCAUCAUUUAGCCAGCAUGAGUACACCUGUUUUCAACUAUGAACCUAGAUAUUGAUUGAUAAGGAACAUAUUAACAUUGUGUUUGUGUACAUUAGUAACUGACAGUAGUAUUGACAUUAAGCAGUAUUUCUUUUAACAACAAACAGUAGUGAGUUUUUAAAUUUGUUCUUUUUCCUCUGUAUUUUGGUCCAACAAUUUCGGAAUACGCUUUCAUUGUACAACAUGAAUUUACCAUGUGUUGAUGACUCUGGUUAAAGUGGAAUAAUCUGAGUUUCCUCCUCGUAUAUAAAGAAAGUUUGCCCAGUAACUGACGAGGUCCAGGUCAUAAAACAACCGUCACCAUGUCAACCACAGAUCAUCUGCUUGGAUGGAUGAUCUCUUUAAAAGGACCAAAAAAAAUACUAAACACUGGCACACAUGUACUUUCUCACCACAUAAUAGAAAAGUAAUAACAGGCUAUUACACAUUUACCUACAGUAUCUUAUCAUUUGAGACUAAGUCUCCUCUAUUUGAAAUGAAGCUGAGGACAUAAGUUUGACUAAUCAUUGACUAUGUGACCGUAGGUCAAGUUAAGUCAAGUCAAUCAUUAACUCUGUGCCCAGUUCAUUAACCUUCAGUAGAAAGGUGUUUGUUUAACGUUUUCAUAUUGUAUUUAUUUUUUUGUUUUGUGGAGAAUGUCAUGCUGUAAUUCAUGGGCAUUUGCCUAAAGUCUUGAUUUCAUUCACUGAAGACCAAAUGUGCUGAAAUGAAGUGUGUUCAUCCUGUCUGCUUGCUGUCAUAUGCCUCCCUUAAGCCUACAGGUAGUGUAAGUGAACCAUCUGAAUACAUUAGUAAGUCCCUCAUCAAUCCGUCACCGUAGACAGUGACAGACUGCUUUUUAUAUAAAGCUCAGACCUGCUGCUCUGGCAGUGAAAGAUUUCAACUGCACAAUCCCUGUGACAACACGCAGACAUCUUUCUCUCAAACAUUGAACUGCUGUGGGUCAAUGAUUUUUCCUCUGCAGACCUGUGACACACUCUACCUCAGAUGUUGUGAAAAAGUAGAGCUCUGCCCUCAUCUGGACUACCCUGUCAUGUCUGUUCCUACAUCAGAGGCAGUGUUCAUGUUUGAGCAGUGUGUCUGCGAGAGAAAUGCGAAUAAACUGCAGAGUCUUAGAAAAUGAUCUAGCUGUCCAAAGUUUUGCUCUUUUGCUCAGAACCAGAAAUGCCUUUUUUUUUACCCAACAAGUGUGAGAAACCUCUGCAGCGUUUACAUCUUUUAACGUCUUUAAAUAUAUAUAUUUUUAUUAUGACUACUUAACAUCCAUUGCCUCUCAAUUUAAGCCCAGCAUUUCCAUGGCAAGAGUGACUGCUUAUAACUGACUUUAGUUUUUUUAGAUUGUUUUUCCUACCAUUAUACUGCUAUUCACCAAUGAGAGCCUCAAGUAACUUCUUGUUCAAGAAAUUACUUAAUUUGUACCUCUGAGUUUUUAUUGUAAAUCUCUUCGCCAUACACACAUUUAAAUGUUUUAUUAUACUUAAUCAUCAUUUUCACUCACUAAUUUAAUUUAGUUAUUGCUUCAUAUCUGCUUCUUGAAAUAAUCUGCACCAUCCAAAGAGACAAUUUGAAAAAAUUGCAUUUUUACAAUGUAUUCUUAUCUAAUAAUGACUUUAGACCAAUUGUUUAGACAAACUGCUUUAUAAAAUUAACUUGACUUUACAUACAAAGUGUUUUCUGUCUUAACUGUGUCUUCAGACACUUAUUGUGGUACAUGAGCUUCCUGCUCCAUGUUUGGAGGCUUUGUCUGCCCUGAUGUUUAUAGCAUUUUAUAGCUUAUUUGCUGUUUUAAUUUUGAAUCUCUCACAUCACAUCUAACCACUUAUAUUAAGAAUAUCUGUAUACAUGUAUGCACUUAGUGUUAGCUGCAAAUACAGAUACAUCUUAUGUAAAACUACAUCUUUGCUACUUUCAUCUUAUUUACAUUUUUUUUUUUUGCAUAAUUUUUGUCUUAGUUUUCCAUCUCCCUAAUGCUGAGUUUUGAUUUGUAUCGUUUGCUCUGUGUUGCAUGUGAUUGAUAAUUCAUAUCUCAUGAGUCACACUAAGUGUUUUCUACUUAAAAUAUCAGUUUGCUAUAUAUCCUAUCUGCUGCAGGAAGUGCAGUAAACUACAGUGUAUGCAAUGUAACGCUAUGUAAACAAUCAGAUUUCAUCAUUUCUGAGACAGUAAAAAAAAAGAUGUUUAAAUUUUCA
Thunnus maccoyii (southern bluefin tuna) is the source of this 5642-nucleotide messenger RNA. RefSeq names its product solute carrier family 16 member 10 (gene slc16a10). The record is from RefSeq and is a predicted model, not a curated record. The coding region runs from base 242 to 1744 and encodes 500 amino acids. Gene Ontology annotation, biological process: transmembrane transport. NCBI's taxonomy places the organism in Eukaryota, Metazoa, Chordata, Actinopteri, Scombriformes, Scombridae. The transcript has 6 exons. Gene Ontology annotation, molecular function: monocarboxylic acid transmembrane transporter activity.